AGGAACUCGGUCACCGCCCCAGCCCCCCUCCGCUUUAUCCGUUGUUUGGGGAAUAGUCUGUCUCAUCGAAACAGUCUUAACCGAAACUCUACAGUUAGAUAGUGCUAGAGAAUCUUUUAACAUAUUUGGUAUUGACUUUUGGGAUUGUUUCUCAAGUGGAAAGAACUUCGCCGUAGUGUCGGCAGACAAGAGCACAACUGAACGGAGCGCGUGAGGUGAGGAAAACUUUUGAGAAAACAAGACACAAUGACGAGCAUCAACACAGCUAACAUCAACUUCAAAUGGGACCCUAAGAGUCUAGAGAUUCGUACUCUGGCAGUGGAGAGGCUACUGGAGCCUCUUGUCACCCAGGUCACCACCUUGGUUAAUUCCAGCAACAAAGGUCCAUCUAACAAGAAGAAAGGACGUUCUAAGAAGGCUCAUGUUUUGGCUGCGUCAGUAGAGACGGCUACUCAGAACUUCCUUGAGAAAGGAGAAAAGAUUGCAAAGGAAAGCCAGUUCCUUAAGGAUGAGCUGACUGCUGCAGUGGAGGAUGUCCGCAAGCAAGGUGAGUCAAUGCGACUGGCUUCUGGAGAAUUUGCAGAAGACCCAUGCUCUUCUGUAAAGAGGGGCAAUAUGGUCCGUGCUGCCAGGGCCCUCCUUUCAGCUGUUACACAUCUGUUGGUGCUGGCAGACAUGUCUGAUGUCUACAAACUACUACUGCAGCUUAAACUGGUGGAGGACAGUCUGGUCAAAGUGCGCAAUGCAGCAACAGAACAGGACUUAGGAAUCCAGUAUAAGGCCUUGAAACCAGAGGUGGACAAGCUGAACAUGAUGGCUGCAAAGAGACAGCAGGAGCUAAAAGAUGUCCAUCACAAGGACCAAAUGGCUGCUGCGCGCGGAGUGCUACAAAGGAACAUCCCCAUGCUGUACACAGCAUCCCGUGCCUGCCUGCAGCAUCCUGACGUGGCAGCCUACAAGGCUAACCGUGACCUGAUCUACAAACAGCUGCAGCAUGCAGUCUCCGGAAUCUCCAACGCUGCCCAGGCCACAUCCACCGAAGACUCAGCACUCAAUCAGCCAGCUGGAGGUGGAGAGCUUGCUUAUGCCCUCAACAAUUUUGAUAAACAAAUAAUUGUGGAUCCUCUGGCGUUCAGCGAGGAGCGCUUUCGUCCUUCUCUGGAGGAGCGCCUUGAAAGCAUCAUCAGUGGGGCUGCCCUCAUGGCUGACUCUUCAUGCACACGUGAUGACCGCAGGGAGCGGAUCGUGGCUGAAUGCAAUUCUGUGCGCCAGGCUCUCCAGGACCUCCUUUCUGAGUAUAUGGGCAAUGCGGGAAGGAAAGACCGAAGCGAUGCUCUGAACACUGCCAUUGACAGGAUGACAAAGAAGACCAGAGACCUUCGCAGACAGCUGCGUAAGGCUGUGAUGGACCAUGUCUCUGACUCUUUCUUGGAGACCAAUGUCCCCCUCCUGGUCCUGAUCGAAGCUGCCAAGAAUGGCAACGAGAAAGAAGUCAAGGAAUAUGCACAGGUGUUCCGCGAGCAUGCCAACAAGUUGAUUGAGGUGGCCAACCUGGCAUGCUCCAUUUCCAACAACGAGGAGGGAGUAAAGCUGGUCCGCAUGGCAGCUUCUCAACUGGAAACUCUAUGCCCCCAGGUGAUUAAUGCAGCACUGGCCCUCGCUGCCAAGCCCAACAGUAAGGUGGCCCAGGACAAUAUGGAUUUGUUCAAGGAUCAGUGGGAGAAGCAGGUCCGCGUCCUGACUGAUGCUGUUGAUGACAUAACAUCAAUUGAUGACUUCCUUUGUGUGUCCGAGAACCACAUCCUAGAGGAUGUGAAUAAGUGUGUCAUCGCGCUACAAGAGAAGGAUGUUGAUGGCUUGGAUCGUACAGCUGGAGCAAUCCGAGGCCGGGCUGCCAGAGUUGUCCAUGUGGUCACUUCUGAAAUGGACAAUUACGAACCUGGUGUCUACACUGAGAAGGUUUUGGAGGCCACUAGGCUCCUCACUGACAUAGUCAUGCCACGGUUCACAGAGCAAGUGGAGUCCGCGGUGGAGGCCUUGAGUGCAAACCCCUCACUACCUGUGGAGGAGAACGAAUUCAUUGAUGCGUCCCGUCUGGUGUAUGAUGGCAUUCGCGACAUACGCAAGGCUGUCCUCAUGAUCAGAACCCCUGAAGAAUUGGAUGACUCCGACUUUGAGACUGAUGACAACGAUGCACGCAGCAGGACAAGCGUCCAGACGGAGGACGACCAGCUUAUUGCCGGCCAGAGUGCACGUGCUAUCAUGGCCCAGUUGCCCCAGGAACAGAAGGCAAAGAUUGCAGAGCAGGUGGCUAGCUUCCAGGAAGAGAAGAGCAAGCUGGAUGCAGAGGUGUCCAAGUGGGAUGACAGCGGCAAUGACAUCAUUGUGUUGGCUAAGCAGAUGUGCAUGAUCAUGAUGGAAAUGACAGACUUCACCAGGGGUAAAGGACCACUGAAGAAUACAUCUGAUGUCAUCAGUGCUGCCAAGAAAAUUGCAGAAGCUGGAUCAAGAAUGGACAAGCUGGGCCGCACCAUUGCUGACCAGUGCCCUGACUCUUCCUGUAAGCAGGACCUGCUCGCCUACCUGCAGCGGAUUUCCUUGUAUUGCCACCAGCUCAACAUCUGCAGCAAAGUCAAGGCUGAAGUUCAGAACCUGGGAGGAGAGCUGGUUGUCUCUGGGUUGGACAGCGCCAUGUCCCUCAUUCAGGCUGCAAAGAACCUGAUGAAUGCUGUGGUAUCCACCGUCAAGGCCUCCUACGUCGCCUCUACCAAGUACCAGAAGAACAGAGGCAUGGAGGCCCUGAAUAUGCCUGCAGUCUCCUGGAGGAUGAAAGCGCCUGAGAAGAAGCCUCUGGUGAAGAGGGAGAAGCAGGACGACGGGCAGGCCAAAGUCAAGAGAUCCUCCCACAAGAAGCAUGUCAACCCUGUGCAGGCUCUGAGCGAAUUCAAAGCCAUGGAUAGCAUCUAGACACACUUCACUGAUUUAAGAAAACACAAGUUUGUGACCAAUGAAUUUAAACUAGAGCUGUUUAUUGUAUCAAAGAGAAGGCCUGUUGUCUCUGUUUGAUCCACUAUAUUCCCGCACUGCCUCCUUCCCAUUCCAUAAGUUUGGAUUUUGCUCUAAAUGUUAGCAUUAACAACUGGACCAGGCUUUUUCCUUUCACGUGUUCUGGAGGACAUAGAGUGGAUUUAAUUCAUGUAGAAACUAAUUCCAAGAGGCUUUUGAUAAUUUUGUGUUCUAACCAGUUUUAUAGUAAAACUAUUGGGUCGAUGGUUUUCCAUUAUUUUUUUUAUUUUGGCAAACUGUUUCCUGUACUGCAAAUAUCAGCUAUGCAAAAUAUCAUCUGCCUUGCAUUUAUCUUGAGCGAUAACUGUAGUUAUUCUGGAUGUUCUGAGUUAAACUGGUGAAUUUUAAACAUGUUUUGGUUCCUCGUAACAAACCGGCCUCAGGCUGUUUCCAUGUGUGCCUGCAUUUUUAAAACUUCAUACACGUUUUGUUCGUCACGCCGCUAUAAACAGCUCAAAUGAAACGAAACUAACCCCGAUGUUAUUUUCACUUCUUUGAUUUGUCUCCUUUUUGCAUUCGGCCUGUUAAAUGUCAUUUAUUUAUAAAUUUAUCAUCUCAAAUCAUGUUUUGAUAUCUGCUAAACCAAAGGUGACAAAUUGUCCUUUCUUUUUCUUUUCUUUUUUUCUUUGUAAGUGGUAUGCGAGUUUGAUCCAACACUAAGGGCACACACACCAGUUUAGUCACAAUUUGUAAAUUAGCCUAAACUGUGUCUGGGAGAACCCAGUGAACUACAGAAUGAGUCUGUACGUCCCAAGCCGACAAGCUUCAUUAGCAUCAGUGAAAGCAAGCACCUCCACAUUCUAAAGCCGUUCAAUUUAGACGAUCAAUAUCAUUUUCUCUUCGCAGCUUAGACUUUGGAGAUGCAAUUUAACUGCCAUUAAAUGCUUAUUGUUUGUAUUACUUGUCGUUGAGCCUGAACACUAAUCAGAAUUUUAUGUCAGUCAUAUUCUUAAUAUAAAACCCAGAAACAGCCUUUAGAUGUUCAUGCUUUAAAGAAGAAAAUGUCUUUGGUUUCUGUUUUGUUUUUACUUCAAGUAAAAUCAGCGGGAUGGAGUUGUUCUGUGUAGCGUGUUUUCUACUCAUGCACACACACUGUGCUUCAGAACCAGAGUGGUACAUUGGUCUACAACAAGGCUUUGAAAUCCUGCUGCUUUGGUCUUGGAGAUGACACCUUGUUUUCUAGGCUAACAUCUGUGAACUCUUGCAGGAUGAGUGUUUGUUUAUUUGACAAGUGGAUUUUUAUAAGGUAGCAUUAUUUCCUCUCCUCAGUCUUCAUCUUUCCUUCUGUUUUGAUUUGGAUCUUGAGUGACAUCACACUAUUUUGCUGUGUAUUUUUUUUCUUUUUUAUUGAGAGUUGACUUUAUUAGUGCACACCAUUCUUAUUAAUAAUGUGCCUGAUUUAUAUCUUAAAUAAACAAUUAGUCCAGUC
Messenger RNA from Melanotaenia boesemani (Boeseman's rainbowfish), 4495 nucleotides. It is a transcript of the gene ctnna1, whose product is annotated as catenin (cadherin-associated protein), alpha 1. The coding region runs from base 247 to 2967 and encodes 906 amino acids. Gene Ontology annotation, biological process: cell migration; cell-cell adhesion. Gene Ontology annotation, cellular component: actin cytoskeleton; adherens junction; catenin complex. The transcript has 18 exons. The record is from RefSeq and is a predicted model, not a curated record. Gene Ontology annotation, molecular function: beta-catenin binding; actin filament binding; cadherin binding. NCBI's taxonomy places the organism in Eukaryota, Metazoa, Chordata, Actinopteri, Atheriniformes, Melanotaeniidae.